Molecule: messenger RNA, 3285 nt
Organism: Calypte anna (Anna's hummingbird)
Lineage: Eukaryota; Metazoa; Chordata; Aves; Apodiformes; Trochilidae
Gene: ALG9
Product: ALG9 alpha-1,2-mannosyltransferase
Exons: 15
Coding region: 127-1917 (596 amino acids)
Biological process (GO): protein N-linked glycosylation
Cellular component (GO): endoplasmic reticulum membrane
Molecular function (GO): alpha-1,2-mannosyltransferase activity
Source: RefSeq, a predicted model, not a curated record
CGCGGGAAGUGCGCGGGGUCGCUGCGCGGUCGCUGCCCACACCCGGCAUGGCCGCCGGAGGCUUCGGAGCGCCCCGGUUCCGCCCAUCCGCGGCAGGGAAGGAGCGUUCGGCUUCCCGCACCCGGGAUGGCGGCCAAGGGGGCCCGGCAGAGGCCAAGGGCAGGAGGCGGAGGGGAAGCGGCGCGGCCGCGUUCCGAGGAAGCCCGGACCGAGUCAUCUGGGAGCAAAACAGGACAAGUUUGGGCUCCUGAAGGAUCAACAGCUUUCAAGUGUCUCAUCUCAGCCAGGUUCUGUGCAGCUCUGUUAAGCAACAUCUCGGAUUGCGAUGAGACAUUUAACUACUGGGAACCUACACACUACCUCGUUUAUGGAACUGGCUUUCAGACUUGGGAAUACUCUCCAGCCUAUGCCAUCCGUUCCUAUGCUUACCUGUGGCUCCAUGCCUUACCAGCCUUGUUCCAUGCUAGAGUUCUGCAAACCAACAAGGUUCUUAUCUUCUAUUUCCUCCGAUGCUUCCUCGCCUUCCUGAGCUGCAUCUGUGAACUCUACUUCUACAAGGCUGUGUGCAAGAAGUUUGGGCUGCAUGUUGGCCGGCUGAUGUUGGCCUUCUUAGUGCUCAGCACUGGAAUGUUUUGCUCCUCUGCAGCCUUCCUCCCAAGCAGUUUCUGCAUGUACACCACAGUGGUUGCCAUGACUGGCUGGUACAUGGACAAGACCUCAGUAGCAGUGCUGGGGGUGGCUGCUGGAGCCCUUCUGGGCUGGCCCUUCAGUGCAGCUCUGGGGCUUCCUAUUGCCUUUGACUUGCUGAUACUGAAGCAGAGGUGGAAAAGUUUCCUAAACUGGUGUGUGGUGUCACUGAUCCUGUUUUUGGUGCCCUUGGUAGUUGUGGACAGCUAUUACUAUGGGAAGCUGGUUGUUGCACCUCUCAACAUUGUUUUAUACAACGUCUUCACCCCUCACGGCCCCGAUCUCUAUGGUACAGAACCCUGGACCUUUUAUUUCAUCAAUGGCUUUCUGAAUUUCAAUGUGGCAUUUAUUCUGGCAUUGCUUGUGCUGCCACUGACCUGUCUCAUGGAGUGUCUGCUGCAGAAAUUUCAUGUUCAGAACCUGGGCCGUCCCUACUGGCUGACACUUUCUCCCAUGUACAUUUGGAUCAUGAUUUUCUUCAGCCAGCCCCACAAAGAAGAGAGGUUUCUCUUUCCCAUCUAUCCCCUCAUCUGUCUCUGCAGUGCUGUGGCUCUGUCAGCUCUUCAGAAAUGUUACCACUUCAUAUUUCAGCGCUACCGCCUGGAGCACUAUACAGUCUCAUCCAACUGGCUGGCUCUGGGGACUGUCUUUCUCUUUGGCCUUUUGUCACUGUCACGCUCUGUUGCCUUGUUCAGAGGCUACCACGGGCCCCUGGACCUGUACCCAGAGUUUCACAGGAUUGCAACUGAUCCAAGCAUCCACACUGUGCCAGAGGGGAGAGCCAUUAAUGUCUGUGUGGGAAAGGAGUGGCACAGAUUCCCAAGCAGCUUUCUCCUGCCAGAUAACUGGCAGCUCCAGUUCAUCCUCUCAGAAUUCAGGGGUCAGUUACCAAAGCCCUUUGCCAAAGGAGCCAUGGCCACACGGAUCAUUCCUGCUGACAUGAACGACCAAAACAAGGAGGAGCCCUCUCGAUAUAUUGACAUUUCCAAAUGCCACUAUCUGGUGGACUUGGAUACAGCAGCUGAAAGCCCAAGGGAGCCAAGAUAUUCCUCCAAUAAAGAAGAGUGGGUAACCAUUGCCUACAAGCCUUUCCUUGAUGCUUCCAGGUCCUCAAAGCUGCUUCGGGCAUUCUACAUCCCUUUCCUCUCAGAGCAGUACACCUGGUAUGCAAACUACACCAUCCUGAAACCUCGGAGGUCAAAGCAAACCAGGAAAAAACUGGGAGGCUAGCAACACACCUGGGCAAAACACCAAAAGCAGCUGCUGACGCUCUUGGACAGCUGCCUAAGCCAUCUUCAGUUCUCUUUUUGAAAGGUUGAGCUUGUAAAAUUCCCUAAUAAAGAUCUUCCAUGAAGUGAUUUCGCUCUGCAAGUUCCCAGCUGUAUAAAGGGUGCAUCAUCUGCUUCCAGUUCUCAGUGUCAGGUCUCUGCUCUGCCUCCACAGAACGUAUUGGUAAGGAACUAUUUGGAAACCCAGCAGCCACCUACAGACAUAUUAUCCCUGCUGCUCCCUCUGUUAUUACCUGUUACACCAGUGAAGAGAAAAAUGGAAAGUAAAAAGGAAUCACAGUCUGAGGUUCUGCUCCAGGUUGCAGUCUGGCACUGGGAAAAUCCAACUCAGCCUCUUCUGUCUCCUGCCUGCCCCCACCACCCCUGUGUUCAUCUCCUGAAGUAGUGCUCAGCUUCUCCUGGGGAAUUUUUUCACCUAAUGACGUUUAGGAAGUUGUUGUUUUUAAAGAAAAUGAAAGGGGUAAAGAGGAAAACCCCUGAGAUACAAUUAACUGAAAUGCACUCAGUCUCAUGAAUGAAAUGCAUGCACUGCAGAGAGCCAACAAGUUGUUCUGUCCAGGAAACUCUUUCAAGCAUAAACCUGUGCUUUUGGAGACAAACAAUCCCAAACUUAGGAUUCAAGGAUUUGAGCCAAUUAUCUGUUUCAAUGGGACCAGUGGAGUGUUUUUGUUAUCUGUGAAGCAAAGGGUUUGUUUGCUAUUUAUAGUUGUUUUUUCUUUCAGAGAGACACAUAAUGUUCUUUGAAUUCUAGACUACAGCAUCUUAAAAUCUCUGGAAACAUCCAGACAGAAGAAGAAGAAUUAUGUUUAUUUUUCUUUUCAGUUCUGUUUCCCAGAGCAGACAAUAUGUGUUACAUGAGCAGUGCUGUAUUUAUUGUAUUUCCAUUUUUAAAACACAGAGGAUCACAAGCUGGAUGAGGGGAGUUGUUGGAGUUGUUUUCAGUCACAUCCGUGGAACUCUGUGGGGAUGGAAUGGUGUGAGGAUGGAGCAGAGAGAAAGUUCCUUUUGCUAAAGGGCUGCACAGGCUCCAUCCCCCCAUCCCUGUGAUGGUGGGUCUUGCUUUCUGCAAAGAGGUUUGGACCAAAAGGUGGAGCUGUAUCCAAGACAAAACGUUUUUUUUAAGGGCAUUUUGUAUUUUGCUUUUAUGAUUCUGUUAGCAACCUUGAGGGUGGAGCUUCUGAUUUUUCUUUUCUUUUUGCUUUCACCCCCAUUAAAGCAAAUGUGUGAUGACACUGUGAGGAGGCAGGCAAGGGGCAGCUCAUUUAUCACUUAGUGAAAAAUGAAUAAAGUCCUGUGGUUUGUGAGCUUG